AUGAAAAAAAAGAAAAAUGUAUCACAAAUAACGACAGUAAUAACAACAACAGAAACAACAGCAGCAGCAGCAAUAACAACAGAAGAAUUAUCAUUUACUUCUGUGUCAAAUAAUAAUUAUCUGAAAUGGAACCGAAGCUUUUCUAUUGUUGCUGGAGGAAAUGGGGAUGGAAAUGACCUAAAUCAAAUUAGUGGUACUCGAGGAAUCUAUAUUGAUGAUGAAAAACAGACGAUUUAUAUUGCUGCAUACAACAGUGAUCGGAUUGUUGGUUGGAAAUUCGGUGAAAAAAGUGGUAAAAUCGUUGCUGGUGGAAAUGGACAAGGAAAUGAAACUAAUCAAUUGGAAAAUCCAUCAGAUGUAACUGUCGAUAAAAAAAAUGAUUUACUCAUUAUUUGUGAUAAAGGAAACGAACGCGUAGUACAAUGGUCUCGUCAAAAUCGAACAAGUCCAGAAAUAAUUAUUCCCACAAUUAAAUGUACUGGUGUAACAAUCGAUAAUGAUGGAGAUAUUUAUGUUUCAGAAGAAGAAACACAUAGUGUUAAACGAUUCAAACAAGAAGAAGCAGAGGGAACAACAGUAGCAGGUGGACAGGGGUGUGGAGAAGGUCCAAGUCAGUUAAAUGAUCCUGCUUACAUUUAUGUUGAUGAACAAUAUUCGAUUUAUGUAUCUAAUAAAUAUGCUCGUGUGACAAAAUGGAUAAAAAAUGCAAAAGAAGGAAUUAUUAUUGCUAAGGAACAAAUUCCAGAACCUAUUCACUCAUGGCCGAAUUUUCCGUCCGGAAUGGCUGUCGAUCAUUUUGGUAAUGUAUAUGUGUCAGAACCUCAGCAUAUACAAAUAAUGCGCUGGUCAGAAGGGUCUGAAGAAGGUUACGAUGUUAUGAAUGGAGAAAAUGACGAACAACUACCACAUCUGUUCAGUGGACCUGCAGCUAUAUCAUUAGAUCGAGAAGGAAAUCUAUAUGUCGUUGAUGUUUACGAGCGUUACAUAAUGAAGUUUGAUGUUGAUGUUAACUAA
This is a messenger RNA of Adineta steineri, 1014 nucleotides long. NCBI's taxonomy places the organism in Eukaryota, Metazoa, Rotifera, Eurotatoria, Adinetida, Adinetidae. The record is from the annotation of a GenBank genome assembly.